GCUCUUCUAAUCACUCUCCGGCAUUUCUCUUCCUGGCUGAACCAAGUGCAGCUCCAUUUCAGAAAGAUGUCCUUCAACCGCCAGCUGCUCAGCUCCCGCUGCUACAACCCCUGUGAGGUGACCUGCCCUCAGCCAUACGCCAAUGCCUGGAACGAGCCCUGCGUCACGUCCUGUGGUGACUCCAGAGCCGUGGUCUACCCACCCCCAGUGGUCGUCACCUUCCCAGGACCCAUCCUCAGCUCCUGCCCCCAGGAGAGCUACGUGGGCACCGCGGAGCCUCUCCAGAUCGGCAGCUCCUUUGUCUCCAGGGGCUCUGUUGGGUCCGGGAGCUCCUUAGGAUGUCUGUCCCCUUACUAUUCCCAGCGGUACAAUAAGUACCGCUAUGGCAACUGCGGGUCCUGUUAAACCCAGCAGGAAAACCCACAGCACAGGGAACUACACGGACUGGAAAUCAAGACCACCAUGAAUGCAUCGAGGGGCAUGGCUUUUGGAAAAUCUGAGCACCAAUGGUCCAGCUGAAAUCAGGGUGCUCUGAGCUCUCUGCAGCUCGGAGAGUUUUGGAGCAGAUGUUGGCUAAAGCCCUUCCCAAAACUUUCUCUGCAUGAUUAUGUCCUGUUACCGCCACCUCUUAUUCCCAUUAAAGAUUGUGCUG
This is a messenger RNA of Alligator sinensis (Chinese alligator), 652 nucleotides long. Its product is annotated as feather keratin 4-like. NCBI's taxonomy places the organism in Eukaryota, Metazoa, Chordata, Crocodylia, Alligatoridae. Gene Ontology annotation, molecular function: structural constituent of cytoskeleton. Bases 67 to 405 code for a protein of 112 amino acids. Gene Ontology annotation, cellular component: intermediate filament. The record is from RefSeq and is a predicted model, not a curated record. The transcript has 2 exons.